AGCCUACCCCUCAGUGAGCAGUGCGACCCGGGAUCCAUCGCUCGCCGGCUCGCGAGCGCGUGCGAGAUCUCUCUCUCUCUCUCUCUCACUCCUUCCGCGCGAAUCGAUCUCGAGCGAUCGGUUCCCCUUUGUUUUUGCCUUCAUUCAUUCUUUCUCUCUUUCCUUCUUCGCUUUGGUCUCGCAGUGCGCCCCGCGGUCGUUGUUACUGUGCCUCUUCUCCGGUUGUUCCCGUUGUUGUUAUUGUUGUUGUUGUCAGUGGUGGGUGGUGGUGGGUGGUUGCUGCUGCUGCUGGCUGGAGCCACAUCUGGUCUAGAGCAUGACGAGAAGGCACACGGUGAUCGUGAAGCUCAAGAGAUCCAGCACCGGCAGGCCUUGGGGCAUUAGAAUCGCCGGGGGUGCUGAUCUGGGCGCACCGAUCGUCGUCACCCGCUCGGAGAACGAGGCGCUCCAGAGGGGUGACGUGAUCAAGAAGAUCGAUGAGUACGACGCGCGUGACGUGAGGCAUGUAGACGCACAGAAUCUCCUACAAAACUCCGAAACCAUAAAGCUAGUCGUCGAAAGGUCUGAGCCGUCGAACGCAACAUCACGCAUCACCGACACUACCACCAAGUCACCCUCGAUUUUCGGGUCGAUCAUUGGCGACAGGGCUGCGGUCACUAGUCUGUAUAAGGAACAGAGGGAGCACCCCCAGGAAUUACCGAAGAGUCCAAUACCGCCGCCCUCGGUCGAGGAAUACGCCUACACACCUACACCGACGCCAACCUCCGGAUAUACUCUUCGCAGCACAAUCAUUUUGCCGCACGACCAUCAGGACGAGAUCCGCGAAGAGAAAGCGUACCUGUCGCAGCCCUACCGCACGACUCCUUUGGUCCUGCCAGGCGCCAAAGUCAAGAAGGAUGCUCCUCUCGGCGAAUGUUACCUGCGGCAUCAUCCGAACCCGAUGAUCCGGGCAGCACCCCAUCAUUAUGAGCCUGCUCAUCCUGAGGUGGCUAUGAAGCAAAAGGUGGCGGAAACGGUACUUCAGCGUGUCAUAGGACCGAAUGAAGUUCCAAAGAUUGUCCACAAGCAAUUCAAUUCGCCGAUCGGACUCUACUCGGAUCAGAACAUUGCAGACACCAUCAAGUGCCAAGCGUCCGCCGUACCCAUUUUCAUAGACUUUUCCUUCCUGAAACAGAAACAAGAAAUACAGGAGCAAGCGAGAAUGUUGAAGGAGCAGGCCAAAGCCGCCUCCUCGAAGAACGUGUGGCCGCAAUUCAAUAAGCCAAAUUAAAAUUUGUCGAGACGUUCGAGACGUUUUCCGAUGCUUCUAGCAUGUCGGAUCUACGACGGCAGAGUUUUCCGGUUUUUACGUGGAUCAUAUUGGGCACGUUCCUUUGUCGCCAAAAUAUAUUGCAUAUUUACUCAAAUCAUCGAUGCAGUUAGAAAAACUUGGAGAAACUUAUAUUUUAGAAUCCAAUGUGAAGAAAUUCGAUAAUUAAAUAAUUAAUGUAGUAAAUAAUCACGAUGGAAAAAAAAUUAGGGCACUAUAAGAAUAUUAUAGUUAGAUGUUCGUUAAAUUGUUCAACUCAGUACACUGAUAUAGAUGUUCACAUUACGAUUAAAUAAAUUACUUAUUUAUUCGAAACAUUAUUGAAAAAAAAAAUUUUUCCGAAGAUAAUUGAAAUUCUCUCUCUGAUGAUGUAGAAAGUUAAAUAGAUAUUUUGAUUAAUUAUCGAGAUACAAGAUAGAGUGAACGUGGCCAAUGAGCUCCGAAUGAAUAUGUGAUUAUUAUUUUGAGUUAAUUCGCCGUUCAUAUUACAUAGUAAAAGUUAUAGGGUUGCGGUGCAUCGUAAAAAUUAUGUAGUUCUUUCGCGAGACACGAUCGGAUACAAGCCGCGCAAAAAGCUUUCUUUCUAGCGAUAGCAAUACGUUUUUGCAUGCGCGAUAGAGUAGUAAAUGAUUAAUAAUUAAUGCUCAAUGGUAGUUGAAAACACGUGAGAUAUUAUCUACUAACUUCGAUAUUUCCUUAACGAGUGUUCGUAUGCUUGCAUCGUAGAUACCGUGCACGAAUAAUUCGGGACGACUUUCGAAAAUUACGUCUUUGAAAGUUGCUUAUUUUUCUCAUUUUUUAAAGUAAAGUGUUAGUUGUGUGCACAUCUUAUUACUGUUGGUAACAGAACAGUAAAUUAAAAGAAUCCUGAUUGUAUAAAUAAUUUAAUUGAAACUUUAUUAUGUAAAAAUAUCUCAUCUAAUUAAGUAUAAUAAUUUUUUAUCAACUCCCUGCACACAUAUUAAAAAUUGUUACUUAAAGAGAUUGGAACGAGAUUUUGCCGUGAAUUUAAUUUUUGAAACUGCAAAGUUAUGUACAGAGCUUACAUAUAUAAACAUUUCAUGAAAUUUAUUUGAUUCUUGCUGUUUUUGUAAUUACAAGAAUGGAUAGAGAUUUUUUGAAUUCCUCGAACAUUUUUCUCGAAGGCAUAAUUUUCGAAAUAUCCAACGCGUUCUUCUUGAUCGAGCAUGCACGUCGAGUUUGCACGAUGAGGAAUAAUCGUUCUCUCGAUUAAACGGCUGGAGGACGCGUCUGAAAGUCGCUCUCGAACAGACGAAAGCAAGUAGCAAGGAUCUAAUUGGCAAAAACAAUCGUAACCCCGGCCGCUGCUAACCAAGCCAGAUAGAAAAAAAAGAUUGUCGUGUGGGAGGGAGAAAGUGCGAAAGCGAUUAAAAGUCGUCCCUGUGUCCACACAUGCGAUAC
Molecule: messenger RNA, 2731 nt
Organism: Dinoponera quadriceps
Lineage: Eukaryota; Metazoa; Arthropoda; Insecta; Hymenoptera; Formicidae
Gene: Zasp66
Product: PDZ and LIM domain protein 3
Exons: 7
Coding region: 317-1270 (317 amino acids)
Biological process (GO): muscle structure development; actin cytoskeleton organization
Cellular component (GO): Z disc; stress fiber; filamentous actin
Molecular function (GO): muscle alpha-actinin binding; actin binding
Source: RefSeq, a predicted model, not a curated record